Molecule: messenger RNA, 3050 nt
Organism: Phialemonium atrogriseum
Lineage: Eukaryota; Fungi; Ascomycota; Sordariomycetes; Cephalothecales; Cephalothecaceae
Exons: 2
Coding region: 488-2986 (832 amino acids)
Source: RefSeq, a predicted model, not a curated record
GGUAGCUUAAGGAGGAGUCAGUCAGCACCAAGCAGCGGUCGUCGUGAAUUAUUUGGUUCCAUCCAGCACACGACGGGAACGGCAUCGGGCGACACAUUGACGCCGACACAGCCCCUCCCGAGUGACACGGGUUUCCCAAAAAGUCCCCUGCCCUCUGUUCCCAAUCCCUGCGCACUCAGACCUCCUGCAAACUGGUGAGGGGUUUGUUGGCGAGAAGAGUCGAGGAAAGCGCAGCGAUCAUCGUCCUGUUGACGAGCUAGCAGCUGCUUGCUUACGGACGGACUACUGUCGCCGGCUUUCUUGCCUUCUCCGCGCCAUCCCAACUCCAUAGCCCCUUUUGUUUCCCCGCCUGCCCCUCUUCGCACGUCCCUGUCUUGGCCAGAGUGUGAAGCCCGUCCGGUCUUAUUCCAUACAUCUUUUGAGCCAUCCAGCAUCGCGCACCCGGCAGCACCAGCAGCCCUCAAACACGCCGCGCCCAAGCCCAAGGAUGCCUUUCGGUCGCACUGGCAGGCAACACAACCGUUCUCAACACGACCUGGUUGACACGGUUGGUCCUGCUGCUUCUCUAGCUUCCGCCGACGGCGGCUCAGCUGCCGCACGCGCUGGAAACGCAGCCGCUGGAAACACCCCCCUUUCAGCCUCGUCAAACGCGGCCUUCAGCUCCAACGAGUCCUUUGACAGCACACAACAGCCACCCCAAUCGCAAUCACAGUCACAGUCACAACCACAGUUGCAAUCACAGCCCCCUCAUCCACCGCCGCACACUGUCAGCCUCUACACCAGUCCGCAGGGAGGCGUCAACACCGCCAGCGUCUCGCCGCUGCAUCAUUCGAAUACCGUCUCUGCUGCCUUCAAUCCCCGCCAGAAGGACCCCGACUUCGCCGAUCAGGUGUCCCGCUCCCAAUCGCACCGCUUCUCCCAGGUAUCCCCUAUCCAGAACCAGCACCCGCACCACCAAUACAGUCCCUCCGGCUCCGUAAACAACCUCCAGAACGUCCCACUCGUCACCUCCCCCGUUGCAGUCCAGGGACAGCCAGUCGCACCUCCGCACCAACCCCAGGCCCAGCCGCCCAAGAAGCGAAAUUUCAUCAAGAACAUCCUAAGCGGCAACAACAACAGCAACAACAGCAACCGUGGUCCGGAUCCGCACCAGCACGUCUCCCAGAACUCGUACAACAACACCGCCGGCCUCGCUCGCAGGCCUUCGAAGCGAGUGAGCAACCCUCCCCCAAUCAGGACCGGUGCCUCCCAGGUGUCGCUUGAACAGCCGUCGGUCGACUGGCAAUCCCAAGGCCCGCCCUCACGAGGAUCUCCUCUCCAAGGCGUAGGGGAGUUGCAAGAUUCAUACCUGGUCAACGAGUCUAACCAACAAUUGCGCCUGCAGAACCCCCAAGAUAUACAGCAGCACAAUACUCCUACCACCAUACGUCAGGUUGCCGCCGACGUUGACCCUCCAUCCUACGGCAGCAGCGGAGAGCUUGCAUAUCUUGGGCAACACGGCCAUAUCCAGCUGCUGCAAGGCCAGACACCAACCGAGCUGCAGCAACACCAGUACAACCAAGUUGUCUUUGACCCUUCACAGCAGCAGCAGCAGCAGCAGCAAUACCAAUUUGCCAGCCCGCAACAGGUCCAAUAUCGUAGUGGGGUACAUCUGGGCAGCAGCCAGCAUCAGAACCCGGAGACUGUAUCGCAGCAGUCGCAUGAAUCACCGAUAGCUGACUCGGACCAACAUUCAACCACCGGCGCCCAACCAGCCCAGGUGUCUCCAGCGGUGAACUAUUCACCUCAAAACGAAAUUUCUUCACCGGGCCAGAACAUGCCCCCUCCGACACAGCCUCAUAGUCGGCGUUCACAAGAGACAGACAAGCCACCGCCCGGUCCACCGCCGUCAUAUAGGCAUAAUCAGCAGCCGCAGAAUAUGAGCAACCUGCCACCGCCGCCGGCGGUUCCGCAGCAGUCUAACUACCGCCAAACUUCGGGGUCGGAGAGACAGCAGUUCGAAGGACAAGGUGUGGAGCAAGGCCGCAACAGCCCGCAGCCACCUACAAGCGAUAGAGGCGAGACGGAUGAGAAGGCCUUCAAGGACCUACUGAGCAAGUACAAGAACGUCAAGCGGCUGUAUUUCGAUGGCAAGAAGGAUAUAGAACAGCUCACUCUGCAGAUCGAGCAGCUCCAGAAUGCCCUUGCCAAACAGCGCAUGUCGCAGAGUCGAACGGCGCUGGAUGAUAGCGAGUACAUCACACGGUUUAACCGGCUGAACGGCGCCAUCAACAACCUGUCUUUCAACAUCCGCAAGGACUGGGUGACCCUGCCUUCCUGGCUGGCCCCCUACGUUAGCAGCGACGCUGUGAAGACGGGCAAGCAGGAGAUGACGGCCAUCGGCCGUGCGGUGAUUACCCGAUGGGUGAUGGAGGAGAUAUUCAACAGCUGCUUCCACCCCGGGCUCGACCCGGAGCUUAGUAGGGAGCUGAAGCGUAUCGAACACAACAUUCGACACUUCAGUUACACCAUGAGCAGUCAGGAGGAAUACCUUGCCCUCACGGGCAAGGUCGUCAGCUGGCGGAUGGCGACCCUAGAAGGUCUUGCCGAUGUUCUCCGGAGCCCCGGCAGCGCCGACCACAAGGCGGACUUCACCCGCCACGCUACGAGCAACCUGACGGCGUGCCUGUUCCAGCACCUGGCAGAUCCCCCUCCUCCCGGGGUGGACGGGAGCGCGAGCAUGAUUGUCGAACUGGCCGUCGCCAUCGCCAGCAGCCUCCCCCUGGAGAGCCGCGACGUGGCGAUCACAUAUCCCCUGCCGGAGCAGCCCAUCCAGCCAGAGACCAUGGAGGUUGAGAAGGCGGGCCUGCCGCCAUUGGACGGGCGGCCCUCGGAAGCUGGCGAGGAGGGCGCGGGCGAGGAAGGCGGAAAGGACGGCGGGUCGAAGGACGGAAGAGAUCGACGGGCCGACAAGGCCAGAUCAGGUAUGUUAUAUAUCCGUCCCUAGGCGGCGGCCUCGGCGAUAAUACGCCAGGCAGCAGAAAGGGAGGUGCGCUUGCUGACCACUUACC